AUGAGGCCGCUCCUUCAACAUGCGUCCCGUACCAUCGUUGAUUUUGCGGCUCUCACAGCAGCUAAGAGAGCCGGACCCAGGCACCCAUCGAACGCUUUCUUGACAGAGCUUUCCAGAAGCUCGACGGUGUGCAUCCAAUGCCAGUUCAGUGUGCUCUCUAGCAGGCAGUUCGGAACGAGCAGAAAACCACCUUCUCAAUCCCAGCCGAAAUUCCUCACCCACACCCGGAAUUGGAGCUCAUCGCGACCACGUCUGCAAGAGAAGCCACCUCCUCGGGAAGACCCGCUACCUUCCCGAGAAGAACAGCCACUUCUUCAGGAAGAAAAGCUACCGCAAUCGGAUGCCCCAGACCCAAGCGUGCCUCCUCGAGAAGACCUGCAUCCUACUACGACGCCAGAACCCCCCAUAGUGGACGCCGAAGCGGUCAGACGGGUGCCGGAUGAGGAACUACCAUCGCAUAGAGAAAAGACAAGAUGGGACAUCUCAAAGCGCUUCUCACGGCUAAUGGACGAGCUGCUGCCCAAACUGGCAACCGUCGGCCAGAAAGUCAAUACGUUCACCGGUACCGACUAUUCAGGUAUUGAGGCACUGAGGCGGGAGAUCAAAGAGCAAGAACAGCUCGUCAAGUCCCGGCGCCUCGCAGUCAAGGACGCCAAAGAGCGGCUGGACGCCGCGCACGCCCAACAAGCGUCCUCCCAGAAAGAAGUUGUCGGCCUGCUUGAGCGCAAGCACUCGUGGUUAGCCGCCGAUCUUGAACGCUACAUGUCCCUCAUCCGCUCGGAGCACGUCAACGACCAAGCCGUACAGGCCGCCAAAGACGCCGUCCAGGCUGCUGAUGCGUCUUUGGAAGAGGCAAGGGCGCGGCUGGAGAAGCGGGAGCGGGCACAAUACCAUGAGGAGCAAAUAUGGAGCGACACUAUCCGGAGAAACAGCACGUGGGUGACCAUUGGGCUUAUGGGGUUCAACACUUUCCUGUUACUCGUAUCUUUGGCCAUCUUCGAGCCGUGGAGGCGAAGACGGAUAGUACGGGAAAUCAAGGGUGCUCUAGACGAGAAAACGACAGCUGCUGCUCUGGCGCCUGCGGCAGCAGCACCGGCCACGGUGGAAGUCCCGACACCGCAGAUUGAGGCCGAGAUAGACACUAUCGUUGAGCCUGCUGGUGUAACAUUGGAGCGUAUCGAAGACCCAGCUGUGCAAGAUAAGCAACCCGCUGCUCAAGCAUCAAAGAACGACGCGGAUGUGCCGCUUGAGUCCCCGCUCGUGCAGCCGGCUGUGGCAGAAGUUUUUCAGGAGACCCUGGACCUGCCUUUACCGGAGCAACCUGUUCCAGAGGCUGCCGUGGGCGAAGCCUUCCCAACUCAACCCACGCCAUCCUCUUGGUCUGACACCUGGGAAAGCUACAAGGUUCGCUUCCGAGACUUGUUUAGCGAGCGACAUGUCACGGUACGGAAAGUCGAUGUCACGACCGUUGCCCUCGAGGGUGUUGCCGCGGGCGCAGCGUUCGUCGGCUUGGUCGUGGUGCUUCUAAGACCGAAGUAA
Messenger RNA from Coniosporium apollinis CBS 100218, 1539 nucleotides. RefSeq lists its product as uncharacterized. Gene Ontology annotation, cellular component: mitochondrial inner membrane. Gene Ontology annotation, biological process: inner mitochondrial membrane organization. The coding region runs from base 1 to 1539 and encodes 512 amino acids. The record is from RefSeq and is a predicted model, not a curated record. The transcript is spliced from 2 exons. NCBI's taxonomy places the organism in Eukaryota, Fungi, Ascomycota, Dothideomycetes.